UUUAAAAUCAUGAGCUUAAAGCACAGAAAGGCAAAAUACAGAAAUGACGACAAGGAGCAAUUUCUACAAGAACCCUUCUUACGCAUACAACAAAGCGUUUAAUCUCAAUUCUGCAAUUCAAAAUCUUCAAGCUUAUAAUGCUGUCACCGGUAACGUUCAGCCUCCGGUCGAGACGAAUUCCGUCGAGGAAAAGACCAGCCACAGGAAACGCCGACGGGAACGGAAAUCUAAGGUGCAGCAGAACAAUGAAGUGGAAUUGAUUGAUUUGCCUAUGUCUCAUCAGGAUUAUAUUGAAAAAAGGAGGAAGGAGGCUACUUCAACUCAGCCUUAUGAAGAAUUGACUGCAGAAGUGUUGGAACCGUCAAGUUCAGCACUGCAUUUGGUGGAGUACGACAGUGAUGCGAGCACUUCGUCAGAAUGUGAAAAGGGGGAUAAUCCUUAUCCGAAUACUGAAAUUUUACUGGUUAAAGGUAGUGGAAAUGAAACAGAUAGAGUUAAAACUCGCAGUGAGCAGCGAUUUCCUCUUCCAGGAGAACCUGCUUGUGUGGUAUGUGGGAAGUAUGGGGAAUAUAUAUGUGAUGAGACUGAAGAAGACAUCUGCAGUACGGAUUGCAAAUCUGACCUUCUGCAAAAUCUUAAACUCCAGCAGGGGGGCUUAAGUAGCAAAGUCAAAGCUGAGACUUUUUCUGGACAAAAAUGCAAAUUGGAGGUUCCUGGAUCUGGAGGCAACAUCUGGGAUUAUGACCGUCAUCGAUGGUCCAAGAAUAGAUCUGCUCUUUGUACUUAUGAGUGUUGGAAAUGUAAGAGGCCCGGUCAUCUUCCUGAAGAUUGUUUGAUCAUGGCAUCAAAAGUUCUACCCCUUUCCUCUGGUCAAGCUGGUGAAUCCAGCGAACAGGUGGAAGUGGCUCAAAGUAAACCCAGUAUAUCCAAAGAGCUUCUGCAACUGUAUAAAAGAUGCCAUCAAAUUGGCAAAAGCUCAUUGGAUGCUAACUGUAACACCUGCCGAAGAUUAACUACUUUAGCCAUGUGUCUUGAUUGUAGUAAUACCUUUUGUGACAGUGCAGGUCACCUGAGAGAACACAUUACUGGACACCCUUCUCACCGACAAUAUUACUCCUAUAAGCUCAAGCGUUUGGUAAAAUGCUGCAAAUCUACGUGCAGAGUGACAGACAUCAAGGAUCUUUUAGCUUGUCACUAUUGUUUUGAUAAGGCUUUUGACAAGUUCUACGAUAUGUAUUCUGCAACUUGGAAAGCAGCUGGACUUUCAAUUAUCUGCAAUUCUAUUUGCUGUGAGGAUCACUUUGAAUGGCACAGGAUAAAUUGCUUGAGUGCAGGUGUAGAAGACAGUUCCUACAUUGUAAAGAAACACUCAGCUAGUGAGAGCUAUGCUUUGAGCGACUUCAUCUUCUGAAUAGUUGAGCAGCAAGGUACCAUGCAUGCAUCAGAAAUCACGAGCAGUACGAACAUAUGUGUUAUUUAGUUCUUUGAAGAUUUGGUCUGAAGCUGCUAUACUACUUGUCAUCAUCGUCUGUGGUUGAUGCUUGCUGAGCUACUGUCCGAUAAAUGAUUUAACUUUCUAACAACAUUCUAAAUUCAAACUCAAGAAGCAUUCUCGAAGCACUGCUGAAAAGAGAGUAGGAUUUGCCAAUGUCAAUUGCAAGGCGCAAUGGUUUCUGAUGUUUGUCUUGUGCUGAGGUGCCAAUGUCCAUUUGGUUUGUAUAUUCUUGGAAAUUUGGAGGUGGGAGAGGACAUGAGAUACUUAUGAUAAUGAUGCCAUCACACUCAUUUCCAUGUUCCCUAUGUUGUAAAUUCACCCUAACCAGGGGCGGAGCUAUGUAUAAAUUUUAGUUGUUUUGACUUUUCGAACAAUUGAGCAGCAUGCAUAACUUUUACGGCAAAACUUAUUACCAACUGAGCAAGCUCAUGUAUUUAAAAAUUUAAAGGAGGUUAUUCUUGCAAAUCA
Molecule: messenger RNA, 1963 nt
Organism: Solanum tuberosum (potato)
Lineage: Eukaryota; Viridiplantae; Streptophyta; Magnoliopsida; Solanales; Solanaceae
Exons: 15
Coding region: 44-1411 (455 amino acids)
Molecular function (GO): nucleic acid binding; zinc ion binding
Source: RefSeq, a predicted model, not a curated record